Molecule: messenger RNA, 297 nt
Organism: Rotaria sordida
Lineage: Eukaryota; Metazoa; Rotifera; Eurotatoria; Philodinida; Philodinidae
Source: the annotation of a GenBank genome assembly
AUGGAUAAAGAUGGUUAUCUUUAUUUUGUUGGACGUCAAAAAGAAUUGAUUAUUCAUGGUGGAAUUAAUAUUUAUCCAAGUGUUGCUGAAGCACAAGUAUUUUCUAUGUCCGAUGAAGGUUAUGGUAAAGAAGUAUGUGCAUGGAUUAAAUUAAAACCAAAUGUAAAAGAAUGUCAACAUGAAGAUAUUACAAAAUUUCUUGCUGAUAAAUUAGACUUUUUUAAAAUUCCAAAACAUAUUCGAUUUAUUAAUAAAUUUAUAAUGACACCAACAGGAAAAAUUCAAAAAUUUAAAUUA